AUGUCCGCGGCUGUCGCAAAGUUUACGUCAAAUCUGACAGUCAUCUCCAGCCUUCCUCAGAGCUCCACCAACGGUGCGUCGCAACUUGGUACGCUUCAGGCACCGAAUCUUCCGAUUAAUUGGCUUCCGCAUUCUGGCAGUGGCGCCCCGUGGGGGUCGAGAACCGCUUUCAAUGCAAACCCCUACACACAAGCUCCGUCAUCAUCAGGUCAGGAAAGAGUCUACAAUUUCACAGUUGCGCGAGGCACCAUUGCACCAGACGGCUAUGAAAAAAACACACUUCUCAUCAACGGCCAAUUCCCCGGACCAACAAUCGAAGCCAACUGGGGCGACAUCAUCACCGUCACAGUCAACAACGCCAUCUCAGGUCCCGAAGAAGGGACCUCGCUCCAUUGGCACGGCCUACUGCAGACCGGCACUCCCUGGGAAGACGGAGUCCCAGCAGUCUCACAAUGUCCAAUCGCCCCUGGCAUGAGCCUAACAUACAGCUUCGAAGCAGACUUGUACGGCACAUCCUGGUACCAUUCCCACUAUAGCGCACAAUACUCCGGUGGUCUUAUCGGACCUAUGAUAAUCUACGGCCCAAAUAGCGCAGACUAUGACAUUGACCUCGGCCCAGUGCUGCUGACGGACUAUUAUCAUCUGUCGUACUAUGACCUCGUAGAACAGAUAAUGGGUACAGAUCUCACAAUGAUAGCGCCAAGAUCGGUCAACAACCUGAUCAAUGGAAAGAUGGACUACAAUUGCUCACUUGUCACUGAUGGAACCCCCUGCACGAACGACGCUGGGCUUUCGAAGUUCGAGUUCACUACUGGGAAUAAACAUCGGUUGCGCUUGAUCAACGCUGGUGCUGAGGCUAUCCAGAAGUUCAGCAUUGAUGAGCAUACGAUGACUGUUAUCGCGAAUGACUUUGUGCCAAUCCAGCCGUAUGAGACCGAUAUUGUGACGCUGGGAAUCGGCCAACGCACCGAUGUAAUCGUCCAGGCUAACGGCGACCCCGCAUCCACCUACUGGAUGCGCUCCACCAUCUCCAACUGCUCCCUCACAAUCCAACCCGACGCCCUGGCCGUAAUCUACUACCCCUCGGCCCCCGCAGAUGCAACCCCCAAAACCACCGCCUGGACAGACACCACCCCCCAGUGCGCCAACGACGCCUUAUCCUCCACCACCCCCAUCUACCCCAUAACCCCAACCGCGGACCCCGCAACGACCAUAAACCUCACGAUCGGCGCCACCGUCAACAGCACCGGCCACUUCCUCUGGACCGUCAACGGCGUCUCCUUCCGCGCCGACUACAACGCGCCCGUCCUCCUGCUCGCCAACGCCGGCAACACAUCCUACCCCUACGACCCGGAGUGGAACGUCUACGACACGGGCGCCGCGACCUCGGUGCGCCUCGUCGUCGAAAACACCACCCCGGUCGCGCACCCCAUGCACCUGCACGGCCACAACAUGUACGUGCUGGACGAAGGCGUGGGCUCCUGGGACGGCAGCAGCGUUGUCGAUGGCGGCAAUCCGCAGCGGCGGGACGUGCAGCUGCUGCAGCCGCACGGGUACCUCGUUGUGCAGUACGACGCCGACAACGCGGGGGUGUGGCCGUUUCACUGCCACAUCGCCUGGCAUGUUAGCGCGGGGUUGUAUGUCAACUUGCUGGAGCAACCGGCCGAUAUCGCGAACAUGCAGCUACCGGGGUCGAGCAAGCAGACUUGUGUGGAUUGGGCGGCUUUCACGAACGUUGACGUGGUGGAUGAGAUCGAUUCCGGUCUGUAG
Letharia lupina is the source of this 1770-nucleotide messenger RNA. RefSeq lists its product as uncharacterized. NCBI's taxonomy places the organism in Eukaryota, Fungi, Ascomycota, Lecanoromycetes, Lecanorales, Parmeliaceae. The transcript is spliced from 6 exons. Bases 1 to 1770 code for a protein of 589 amino acids. Gene Ontology annotation, molecular function: oxidoreductase activity; copper ion binding. The record is from RefSeq and is a predicted model, not a curated record.